AAGUGCCAUACCACAGAUAGGGUCUCCUUUAAACUCGCGAUAAGUUGCUGCAUGCUGCCUCUUGGGUAAACCCAAACACGACAGGCCCAAAGAACGCCAAUUUCUGCUUCCAACGAUCACCUACUCUCGAAGCUUGUCCAGCAGCACGCGCCUAUCAACCAUACCCCUGAAUAUGUCCGUAGACAAGUCCGGACCAGGCCUCUGCCUGAUCGCAGCCAAGAUCACCGAACCUCACCUUCUGUCAGCACGCCAGCUCUCCAAAUGGUACGAGGAAUGCCACAUUCCACGCCUGAUGGCCACGGGAGGCUUCUCGUCCAUGCUGCGCGGCGCGGCGGCCGACCUUGACAACGGCGCGUACCCAUUUGUGUCCAUCUACGCGAUGCCCGACAUCAGCUUCGCCAACUCGCAGGCGUUCAAGCUCAACAUUGGACCUGACCACCCGGUGGACCACGAACUGUAUCCCUUGCCUGACGGUGCGAAGAUAAGCGACGUGGUAGAGAUCGACUUCCGUAUUUACCGGCGUAUCACCGACUGCCACGCCGGCGGCAGAGUUUCCAAUGAGAUCAAGGCAUUUGCUCUGGUUGAGGGCGACGCUCGCGACUCCAGCCGCUCAGAAGCAGUGAGCAAGGUCGAGUUCGAACAAGGUUUCGUGCCGUUCAUCAAGACAAUACCAUCCGCAGUACAUUGGGAGCGCUAUGUCCUCGAGAUGGAGUGGUGGAGCGCAGGUGGCUGCCUGUACAACCGGGACGCUCUCGACUUUUACGGCUUCGCCGAGGAGGAACCCGAUUACGCCGGCAACUUCGAAAAGUUGAUGGCCCACCCCGGCGCCCCUCGGCUGGAGGACUUCAACUUUGAGAUCAAGACGUAUAGGACCAUGUACACGCAGCAGGCAGAUCAUGUCAAAUAAAGUGCCGGUCCACUGGGACAUUUGUUUUCGCCAUGGUCGCGUUUCAAUACACAUCGCUCAAACACCCAUAUUACACGAACCUCCGCGCCACGAGCUC
Molecule: messenger RNA, 1004 nt
Organism: Microdochium trichocladiopsis
Lineage: Eukaryota; Fungi; Ascomycota; Sordariomycetes; Xylariales; Microdochiaceae
Exons: 3
Coding region: 173-907 (244 amino acids)
Source: RefSeq, a predicted model, not a curated record